Messenger RNA from Trichoderma gamsii, 1764 nucleotides. RefSeq lists its product as hypothetical. Gene Ontology annotation, cellular component: nucleus. Gene Ontology annotation, biological process: positive regulation of transcription by RNA polymerase II. The coding region runs from base 1 to 1764 and encodes 587 amino acids. Gene Ontology annotation, molecular function: transcription cis-regulatory region binding; zinc ion binding; DNA-binding transcription factor activity, RNA polymerase II-specific. The record is from RefSeq and is a predicted model, not a curated record. Lineage: Eukaryota; Fungi; Ascomycota; Sordariomycetes; Hypocreales; Hypocreaceae. The transcript has a single exon.
AUGGACAUUCCUGACCUCUUUGGCCUGUUUGAUGUUGAAGGGGGAUUCAAUCUGCAGUCCGAGUGCGAUGCAUUCCUGCAAACUCCAGAAACCACCUCCUCACCCGUGGAUCAUCUCACUCCGGCUAUCGACGCCAGCACUCAUACUCCAGAUCAAGAAGUAACUCCUCAACAACGACAACGACGCUAUGCUCCGCGAAGCCGUCAAGGCUGCCUCACCUGCCGUGCUCGCCGGAAGCGUUGCGAUGCCCAUCAUCCUGAUUGUCGCAAUUGCACUCGUCUUAACGCAGAAUGUCGAUGGCCAGACAAGCUUCAGAUUUCAGGUUCCGGCAGUGGCACAAAGGCUCUGAGGAAUCGAGAUGUUGCGACUACAACUCGUUCGAAUUUGGAAUUACUCGGUUCUCAGACUAACUACACGGGCGUUAAUUUCAUGGCUGAUGCAUAUCCCACAGUAUUUGCAACUGCACAUAAAAGUAUACCCAGAGGUUUGGCCAUAGAAACGCUGCCUGGGCGUCAAUCCAGCCCUACUCAGGCUUCUCUCGAGCGCCACCUGUUAUCCUACUAUAUACACACCUUCAUCCCUCAAGUAACCGUCGUCCAGUCAUCAUCGAACUUCUUCACAUCUCUGUACAUUCCAAUGGCCUUCCACUGCACCGGUGUCAUGGAUGCCAUCAUUGCUUGUGCUGCAGCUCAUCUUGCAAAAUCGGUGCGUGGACCAGAAAAGUCUCGAGAGCUCAACUCAGUGGCCAUACAGCGCCAGCAGCGAGCGCGUGAGUUCAUUACAGAACAUACGGAGCGACCCGAACACUCAGAAUCAGGAGAGUACAAGCUCGAGGUUGUUGUAACCCUCUUGCUCUUGAUUGGAUUGGAGACUCAGACAGGAGGUCGAAGUCUGAGAUGGAUGCAGCGAGUCAAUUGCGUACGGCAAUUGCUUCAGACUUACUCAACAGCCAUGGAAAAAAGGUGGAGUUCGUGGGAAAUGGAUUGUGUUCAGAGGCACUUUUUAUAUCAUGAUGUGAUGGCGCUCAUCAUGGAGGAUGUGCUGGACCCAGACACGCGGGCCAAUCUGUCGAAUAGAAGCGGUCCUUUCAGAGACUGCGCUGCCACUCUCCCGGCAUCACGAACACAAGAUAUUUUGGACCAGGCAAUGGUUACGAUACCUGUUUCUCCAUCAGAGUUUCUUCAGAGCGAAAACAUCUCUCAAGGUGUUGAUUGCCUCCUUGGCUUGUCCCGAGACUUGUUUGGCAUCAUUACUCAGCUGCGAGAUCUAUCUAACCGAGAUUCUAAGGACAUGGAUGCGCCUGAACUCCUCAAGCUUGAAACUGACCUUUCAAACUGGCAGUACGAUAAAGAAAUGGCAGCGACUUUGGACCUCAAUACCCGCUUGGACCUGAUUGCACUUACUGAAUGUCACCGUCUUGCCGCGCUGAUCCUGCUCUAUCGGCGAUAUCCCGGCCGAUCUUACUGUUUACCGCAUAUAGCAUCACAAAUCAUCUGUACCGUUUCAAGAAUAACCCCAACCAGCGCGGUAGUCUCUGUUUUGACUCCGGUUCUCUUCUUGGCCGGUGCUGAACUGAACUCUGAGGCGGACAUGGCAUUGUGUGCAGCAAAGCUCAAGAGCAUUAAGGAGGCCAGCAAGAUGAUGAAUAUAGUGUCUGUAGAAGAGGUACUUCGAGCUGUAUGGAAAGAGCGGUUGCAGAAUAGGAUCCAGACGGAUUGGCUAGAGAUUCUACGGGCUCGGCGAUGGACUUUUAGCCUUGGAUAG